Geodia barretti is the source of this 702-nucleotide messenger RNA. NCBI's taxonomy places the organism in Eukaryota, Metazoa, Porifera, Demospongiae, Tetractinellida, Geodiidae. The record is from the annotation of a GenBank genome assembly.
AUGGCCCAGCUCACAACACCGCCAGUCGGUGAAGUUAUCUCUCCGAUCGGUUAUGCGCUUGCACACGAGGGUAAGGAUGUCCGAGAUGCCGCGCUACAGGUAUUGGAUGCAUCCGUUCAUAUUUCUACGGGGGUGGCUUAUAUCGGCGAAGAGUGCGCACCGUUGGAAGUGGAGGGAUUUAGGAUCGGAGUCUAUCCUGUAACCAACGCACAGUACCAGCGGUUUCUUCAGGAUACAGGACACACGCCGCCUCAGGAUUGGACAGACGGAAUCUAUCCGGCAAAUAGGGGCGAUCAUCCUGUUGUCUGGAUCACGUGUGAAGAUGCGGAUGCGUAUGCCCAUUAUGUCGGAGGCAGGCUACCGACGUUUCCAGAGUGGCAAUACGCUGCUCGUGGUGCUGAUGAUAGACUUUUCCCCUGGGGUUAUGAAGUUGACAGACCGCGAUGCAACACCGCGGAACUCGGCGCGGGAACGACAACUCCGGUCGUUAGUUUCAGAGACGGUGUCAGUCCGUUCGGUUGUUAUGAUAUGGUUGGCAAUGUCUGGGAAUGGACGGAUACACCUUAUGACGAUGAAGACAAUUUCCGUGUGGCGUGUGGAGGCGCGUGGUAUUACAACCAUGACUAUAGCACCUGCACCAGUUACGAUUUUUUUAGCAAUGGAUAUGCAGAGUUUGUAAUUGGGUUCCGUAUCGCAUGGUGA